AUGGACGUCAUCGAACAUGAUACCCCGAGCAAUCGGCGUGGUGUCUUUGCGACUUCUUCUUUGCGUUUACCGCUACCUCCUGAUAUCGACCCUCUCAUGACUCUCGCUCUACCAGAUCAAGUUCCCAAUAUCUAUCGAUUCUGUUGGAUGGGCAUCCGAUCGGACAUCGACAAGGAAGUCGAUUUUGCUCUUCAUCAUCUUAUCGUCAUUUCUGAUGAACGAGGAGAUAAACUCAAGUUUAGUGACUUUAACAUGUUAGCUGAGUCCCUUGUUAAGCAAGUUUUAAAGGUGUCUCUUCUCGUCUACGGUAAGCAAUGGGUCAUCGAGCUUGAUCACCCAAAUAAUGUCUCCUCCAAAAAUCUCAAUAUCAUCUUCGCUUUGACUGGCACACCUGAUCUUCUACAUCGUAUCCAAUCCAAGAAAGUCUGCCUUGACGAUACCAACCUCGAAGAUGAGUCGUUCCGGAUUAGACUCCAGCGUGUCAACCAGGCAGCCCUCAUUAUCCGAAACAUGUGCCUGCUUGAGGAAAAUGCCCGCUGGUUUGCCGAAGAGCCGCUGCUAAGAGACUGCGCAACCAUCAUACUCAAUCUUCCCUGCCAGGACAGGUUCAUAGAACUCAAGAACUAUUUUUUGGAAAUCAUCGAACAAACUUGUCCCUUCUGGGACAUUUGGGACCAAGACCCGUUAUACCAGACACUUAUCAAGCUGAUAAGCAGUGAAGACCGAUUUCAACUCUUGACCGGGUUAAAAUGUCUCUCUCUGUUCGCCAUUGAGCGCAUCGAAUCCAAGAUCAUCGAUAGGAUCCCGAGCCAGACUAUUGAACAGGUCAUCCGGCUCACACUUCUCAAGCAAGAUCCCGAACUUCUUUAUGUCGCCCUUGAUUUCCUAUAUCAGUUCUCCCGUUACCAACUCAAUGUGCAGCAGCUUGUCGCAGACUUCAAUCUUCCAGUUGACCUUAUACCUCACCUUGUCCAUCUCUUGGAUUACGGCAGCGUGGUCCGCAACAAGGAAAUCAUUGAUCAAGCUGAGCGCAAGGCCCCGCCUUCCAACCAAAUCCCUGUUCCACACCAAGAUCUUUAUCGUGACCUCGUUAAGCACUCCGAACCCGAACGUUGCAGCCUCUGGCUCAAAUGCUGUUUUGUCGAAGAUCCAGAAUGUGAAAUUACUCAAUUGGCAAUCUGGCAGGCCUACCAAGCGUGCUUCUCCCAAAACCGUAUCCCAGGUGUCCAAUCAGCUGAUACCCUCCAAGCCACUGAGUUCAUCAGCACAGUUAGCAAUACCUUUUCCUCUGCUCAGGCUAAAGUUGUUGAAGGCCCCUCUGCUCGGUUCAUUAUCCGUGGCAUCCGCCCCCUUGAAACCACCUACAACCUGGACGGGUUCCCAAGUCUUCACUGCCUCUGGGGCAAACAAGGAGAGAUCAGAUGUGAUCAUGUAUUCAUCGAUCCUGCUAUUUUGCGCAACCAUGUGUUCCAAGAUCACCUUCAACUUAGCCCCUUGGCCUCAGGCGGAUGGGAUCUACAGCCGCAGCCUUCAAACCCUCGCGCAUGUCACUGGGAUUUCUGUUCAGAAUACCUAGCUCCCACGCCAAAUAUUGCACAGAUAGCUGGGCACGUCUCCGCUCACCUUCCCCCACUUAGAGACAUGAGCAAGCCACCACCCGUUCCCCCCCGAGCCAUCAUCCAGCCGAAAUGCGCGCGACUCUUCAAGCUUUAUCCCACGCCUGUCGACGAACACGGCGAACCUUAUGGAAUUGCAUACAAGGCAUUGCUUGUGAUGAGAUACAUUCUUAUUGGACUUCCAUCCACACCAUCUGGCAAUCGAUAUAACAACUUGCCAUGGCGAAAGGUAGUCUUUGGAUCGCAACGCUCACAUCUGAUUGAAGCAGCAACCGAGAAUCCCAGUUUAACCAAGGAGAUAUUUGCAUUCCUAAACGAGCUCGACUCCUCUUCUUAA
This is a messenger RNA of Trichophyton rubrum CBS 118892, 1953 nucleotides long. RefSeq lists its product as uncharacterized. Gene Ontology annotation, molecular function: DNA binding. Lineage: Eukaryota; Fungi; Ascomycota; Eurotiomycetes; Onygenales; Arthrodermataceae. The record is from RefSeq and is a predicted model, not a curated record. Gene Ontology annotation, biological process: regulation of DNA-templated transcription. The coding region runs from base 1 to 1953 and encodes 650 amino acids. The transcript is spliced from 2 exons.